This is a messenger RNA of Papaver somniferum (opium poppy), 474 nucleotides long. Its product is annotated as gamma-interferon-responsive lysosomal thiol protein-like. The record is from RefSeq and is a predicted model, not a curated record. The transcript has 5 exons. Gene Ontology annotation, molecular function: oxidoreductase activity, acting on a sulfur group of donors, disulfide as acceptor. The coding region runs from base 1 to 474 and encodes 157 amino acids. Lineage: Eukaryota; Viridiplantae; Streptophyta; Magnoliopsida; Ranunculales; Papaveraceae.
AUGGAGGUAGAUUUCAUAGUGAAUAACUUCCCAAAGAUAUUCACAAGCGGAAUCACUGACAUUAUGGAUCUCAAGCUCGUUCCAUAUGGGAAUGCUAUGGUUGGAGAAAACAACACAAUCAUCUGCCAGCACGGACACGAAGAGUGCUUGCUGAAUCAAGUGGAAGCAUGUGCAAUUCAUCUUGAGUUACAAUAUGCGAAUGAAACUAGUGCUCUUAUCCCCUCUCACCAAUAUGUUCCUUGGGUGGCUGUGAAUAAAGUGCCACUUUAUGAUAACUAUGAUAACUUCGUAAAAGCUGUCUGCAAUGCCUACAAAGGUACUCCUCCGCCUAGAGUUUGUAAUAAACCCACAACGGAUAUCAACCAUGAAGCAAAAUCGAACUCGAAUCAGGAAGUUUGUUAUGUGAAUGAAGCAUCUCCAAAUGCUAAAGUCAAGCCUCCAGGGACUACAUGGAGGCUCCUAAUGAAGUUCUGA